Messenger RNA from Gadus macrocephalus (Pacific cod), 5614 nucleotides. It is a transcript of the gene tnfrsf11a, whose product is annotated as tumor necrosis factor receptor superfamily, member 11a, NFKB activator. Gene Ontology annotation, cellular component: external side of plasma membrane. Lineage: Eukaryota; Metazoa; Chordata; Actinopteri; Gadiformes; Gadidae. Gene Ontology annotation, molecular function: cytokine binding; tumor necrosis factor receptor activity. The record is from RefSeq and is a predicted model, not a curated record. Gene Ontology annotation, biological process: positive regulation of bone resorption; multinuclear osteoclast differentiation; response to interleukin-1.
GCGCCAUAGGGCUUAUGAGGAAAGAAGAUCGGUUAUUUCCUGGAGCUAAUUCCUUGUUUUUGUUCGGUAGCCUGCACUGUUCCUUGAUUCCAACACGGAACAGUGCAGGAACCCACACCGCACCAGGAACACACACCGCACACCGUUUUUAUUGUGAUGUGGAUGCACGGUGUGGAGCGUACCAGUGUUUACAUUUUCCAGGAUGGAAAGUAGACCUAUGAAGUGAAAUGAAGUUUAUAGCAGAUGGGGAUAUAUACAAAAAAAACGAACGUCGUUCAUCUAAUCGAAUUAUCUAAAGAAUGUAGGAUUUUAGGAAGUGUGACUAUGUGGUGGAUUGGAGAUAGAGAUUGAAGGAACCGCUUAUUAAAAUACCAAAAAAUCCAUUAUGCAUAUAACACGGGCUAUGCACCAACUGCGUUAGAUUAUCCUAAACACACAUUUAUUCACUAUACAUCUUAUCUUACCCGGGUAUUCAAUCUACGGGCGUAUGUACCCACGCACCUACCCACACACACACGCACGCACGCACGCACACACGCACACACACACACACACACACACACACACACACACACACACACACACACACACACACACACACACACACACACACACACACACACACACACGCACACGAACAGAAAGCAGCUGUCCAGGAAAAGAAAAAUGGAUUGAUGACUUUUUUUCUUUCUUUUUUUUUACACACAGUACAGCAUGGGAGGAGUCUUCAUUUUCCUCUCUCUCUUCCUCUCUCUCUGUCUCUCGUGGAGAUUUUACAAGCAUAUGCAUGCAGGCCCCUGCCACAAAGCGUGGGUGAACGCGGAGCGCAGAGUCAGUGAUUGUCUGGGAAUGAGGGAGCGAGUGAUGCCAUUUGGACGGUGCCAAGACCCAGCCAGAGUGACCGCUCCUCCUGCUGCUUCUGCUGCUGCUGGCGCACGAUUCGUCUGAAGCUCACCUUUAUUAAAAAAGGAGAUCCAGGAGUUUCAUUGGAGAAAUAGCCUAGUAGAAGAAGAAAUACUGGCGGGAGAUAGUUGGUCGUAGAAGGUUGACCCGACCUCCACUUUAACAGCAGCGAUGCGAUUGAACUUUACCACCAGUUGGAUAUUUCAGGGUUGGAUCACCUUGUUCGUGUUGGCCCUUUACGCACAGAAAACCUUCGCUAAAUCCAUCCAGUGUGGGCUUAACCAGUACCAAAUCAAAGGAUCGAAGUGUUGUGACCUGUGUGGACCAGGUUUCCGAUUGAAUAUUGAGUGCAGCGGCUCAAAGGAAACCAAAUGUUUGAGGUGUAGUUCAGGUGAAUACCAGCCAGGAUGGACCCAGGAGAAGAAAUGUCUCCCGCUGAGUACCUGUGAUAAGGGAAAGGGCUUCAUGCCGCGGCCUGAGAACCCGCUGGCUGAGGAACCGUGUAGAUGCCGGCCCGGCCUGCAGUGCUCGCUCAUCAACUGUGAGUACUGCGAGGCCGUGCCCACCUGCGGCCCCGGCUACGGGCUGGAGCCUGACCUCGAGUCAACCACAGGGCGGAGGAGGGCCUGUGCUCCCUGUAAGAGAGGCUUCUUUUCAAACGACGAGAACCAGGAACCAUGCACACAGUGGAUGAGCUGUAAGAGCCUGGGGAGAAGUGAGCUGCAGCCGGCCAGCCCCAAGAACGAUGCCGUCUGCGGACCCCUUGUCACGGGUGGGGCCACCUCCUGGGUGAUUGUGUCGGUGCUGUCCGUCAUCACCGUUCUCUCUCUGCUCAUACUGCUGCUCUUCUGCUAUAAGGACAAGCUGAAGCUGCUGUCUGUUAACCUGCGAUCGUGCAUUCAGAACCUGAAGAGAACGAGGAUCCAACAGGAAACCCUGGCCCCGCUCUACCACAGCGGAGCCCGGACAUUGGGGGCCGGGGCCACAGAGGUGGGCCCCGGGGAGCCCAACUACAUCAUGUGUGAGACCACCAAGCUCAUCUGCCAAGCUCCCCACUCGCUUCCCCCGGAGCCCCUGUACCCUGGUCUGACCCACAGCCCCUCCGACGACGCCAAAGUCUCCAUGCUCUGCACGGCUCGCACUGAGGUGUCCGACCAGGAACGGGAACAGGAAGUGAUGUCGCUGAGGAGGAAGCUGGCCGCCGAGGAAGGGAGCGAGCGGUCGGGAGAGCCCGAGGAGGUGUCCGACGACGAAGGAGGAGGGGAGGAGAAGGGGACGCAGGAGGAGGAGAAGGAGAAGGAGGUGGAGAAGGAGGAGGAGGUGGUGGCGGGGGAAGGGCCCUCGCUGACGGCGGGCUCCUGCGUGUGCGUGGCGCCGGCCCGCGAGCCCCUGGAGGUGGGGGAGAACGAGGACUGCAGCCAGGCGGUCAGCCACGAGGCCCUCAGUGCCUGCUCCUGUGGUGGGAGGGGGCAGGGCAGAGGGAGGGACCAGGAAGUGCCGAGGAGGAGAGAGGAGGGGUCGGAGGACACGAGCAGAGCCAAGGUCGGCGGCGGCGGCGGUGAGAGCAGCGAAAGUUCGGGCUCCUCUCUCAUCCACCCGAGUACCCCCACCGUAAGGGUCCCAUCCAGCCCAGUCCCCCCACAUACCCAGACCCAGACCAGGACCCGGCCGGAGCACAAACCCCACCCCUCUGAGAGGCCACACGUGCAAAGUCUAGAGACUAUUAGACUGACGAGCACGGACUCUGACUCAACGAAAACAAGCGCACCCUCCAAAGCGUUCGUCCCUUCAUCGCCCCCUAAACCCGUCCCCCUCCUGAUGUCCCCGCUGCCCGCCGGAGACCUCUACCUAGGGAAGACCCACGAGGCCCCCAACACGCCAGAGUGGAGCCAGGGAGUUUCCUGGGGGCCCAGUGGAGGGAAUAAGCUCCUCUCUGGGGGUCUGGAACUGGAGUGCCCCCCUGAGAGUCUCCAGAGUCAGCUGGCUGAACCAGCCCCUACCUCAGGUCAGGUGACCGGAAACCACAACACCACCUUCAUCUCCAACGGCCAGGUGAUGAACUUCAGCGGCGACGUCAUCGUCGUCUACGUCAGUCAGUCUUCGGUGGGGGAGGAGGAAGGGGCGGAGCCUGGCGCGGCCUUCGGCAGCCCCGUCCAGGAGCAGGCUAACGACUUGCUCCGGAGCUGCCAGCGCCAACACCAUGGGACGCCGGGGGACUCCAUUACCCAGAAUGCCUGCCAUGCUAGCACCCUGCCAGUCCAGGAAGUGAUGGCUGAUUGGUCGAGAGGGAAGUGAGGCAGGACUUAUGAUGGCCCUGACCCAGAUUUUAGUUUUCAGUUAUGAGAGAACUAUGUUUUAUUUUGUAAUGUUGAUGUCUUUCUGUCCUCUUCUUCAUCUUCCAAGGGGUUUUGGAAUAAGGGCUUUUUUUUUCUUCUCCAGGAAAGUAAUUCUCUUUUGAUUCAUAAUCAUAUUUAUUAGUUUGUAAACUGAGACAUUGAAGCAAGGCUGUAUUCAUAUCCCCAAGGGUGCCUCUGCACUGAAGCUCAUAGCUCACACACACACACACACACACACACACACACACACACACACACACACACACACACACACACACACACACACACGCACACGCACACGCACACACACGCACACACACACACACACACACGCACGCACACACACACACACACACACACACACACACACACGCACACGCACGCACACACACACACACACACGCACACACACACACACACACGCACACACACACGCACACACACACACACACACACACACACACACACACACACACACACACACACACACACACCGACCCACCCCACCCAUUAAACCCCACCUUAAGUACUUUUAGCUCCAGUCAGGAUGGCAUGUCAAAUCCAACAGACCAUACUCUCACACCUAAAAGCUGACUAACCAGUCCUGGGAGACAGCUCCAUACACACGUACUGCCGUUUCACUCGCAAAUCCCAAGACAAAGAAACCAUGUAUUAAAUCAUCCGAAGAGUGACAGUGGAUGACACUAGACUAUGGCAAUAUUGGUGUUGAAACCAGCCAAGCAAAUACAUCAUACCAGUUAUGACUCAUAAAUAAUAUUGUGACUGAUGAGGAAUAAGCAACAAUUACUUCCUUCGGUAAUCAUACUGCAUGGCUGAAUCCAGGUUUCAAAAUAAGGCUCGCUAAGUGUGUCAGGCAACUUCCGAAACAAACACAUCAGGAAGCUGAGAACCCGACAGCCUAUUGCAGCAUCAGCUCUUGCUCACCAAUGAAACAAUCCAUCAUGACACUUAGGUUCUUGGGAAAAACGUGUAUUCCACUCUGAUUGGGUGGUCAAGAUCAGGAGAAUGUGUCGAGCAUUGAGUCCUACUUCUGUGGAGCCUGGCAUAAAAAAAACUAAAAACAAUUCAUACAUUCGAAAAUAAUGAUCACCCAUCAUGGAAGGCCCUUUUGCACUCAGGGGCCACUGGCACUGGGCCAGGUGCCCAUAUGGUAGAUCUGAGUUUGCAUUUAAGCAUUAAACUGUAUCAGUGAUCUCGUCAUGGUAUCCGGCCCUGUUAUUGCAUGUUCCGAAAUAUCGAUAAUUUCAUUUUUUUUUGGAGAGUAGAGAAUCAUUAGGUUGCAAGGUAAUGAGGUAGACGGAGAAAAGAUGUUAAACGCAUCAACCUUGGACACUCAACACAUUGUCUCACCAUUUUCUUUUUACUGGCAAAUUUCUUUCAACAAAAACAGUAGUUGCCGAAACUUGAUCCAACCAAUUCUGAAGACAGUGCCAUUCCUUUUCCAGCCGAGAGUUAAACUUUUUUUUUACUUAUGAAAUCUCCCGUAAAUCCCCUAAAAACGAUGGGAAAGACUGAAAUAUUGGAUUGCUUUUUUUACCUUGUGGAAAUUAUGUGUGUAUCAUCUUAGAUUGGUCCAAACUGUCCCUUUUCAAAUCUGGAAAACAAGCAGGUGGAAUUUGCACAACCGCUGUAGCAAAAUGGCAGUUCCUUCGUCCAUUUUGAAUGCUUUGACCUAAAGUGGAUGUUAUACCGAUUUUACAAUAAACUUGUUAUUAUUUUUUUAAAUAAUAAGUGGUUGAAUUCAAAGGAUAACCUAAACUUAAUUGCGUGAUAUUAUGGGGAGUGAUUGUGGUAAGAAGUUCUCUUUUUCCUUUUCUUUCCUGGUAUGGGUUGUGGGGUUUUAGGCAUUUCACGGUUAAAAGACACGUCCAUUUUUGGUACGAUACUUAUUUAUCCUUUGUUUUUGGUUGAAGGUUGUUUUUUUGCUUCUUUAGUAUUGCACAACACGUGCAGUUUGGUUGAAAGAAAAAAAAAUGCUGUGCAUUUGUUAAUCUUUAUUACAACAUUUUUCCAUGUGUAUGUAUCAAUGAAGAAAGUGAUAAUGUCAUCUCUAUUGUUCAAAAUAAUUGUUGUUCCAAGUAAAUUGUCGAUGAUUUGUUUCAAGAUGCUCAAAUGAUGCGUCUGUAGGCCUACAUAUUUUAUAAAACAAAAGUGCAUUAUGAUCGAGUGAAACCAAAGAUAACAUGUUCCGUAUGUGCCAUUGUGUCAAGUUUAUCAUGUGGUUAAGGGGCGCCAUUAAUGGCAGACAAAGCACGAUUGUCAAAAGUUAAAAGCGAGUGUUCAACCAAGGCACACGUAGCCCCUCAUUUUUUCAAAUCAAAAGCGCAAUAAAAUAUAUUUUGAUUAAAAUGAAA